Pistacia vera is the source of this 2096-nucleotide messenger RNA. RefSeq names its product protein LUTEIN DEFICIENT 5, chloroplastic. The transcript is spliced from 16 exons. The coding region runs from base 170 to 2011 and encodes 613 amino acids. The record is from RefSeq and is a predicted model, not a curated record. Gene Ontology annotation, biological process: xanthophyll biosynthetic process. Lineage: Eukaryota; Viridiplantae; Streptophyta; Magnoliopsida; Sapindales; Anacardiaceae. Gene Ontology annotation, cellular component: chloroplast. Gene Ontology annotation, molecular function: heme binding; beta-carotene 3-hydroxylase activity; oxidoreductase activity, acting on paired donors, with incorporation or reduction of molecular oxygen.
AACCACGAAAGUUAUGCAACUUCCAAAGAUUCCCCACCUGGCUUUUAGGCUUUUAGCAGUUAGCCUCGCCACUGAAUUACUCCACAUGCUUUCUGCGUUAUCAACUCAACCCCAACAAACAAAACUCUGAACAGAAAGCUCAAAACUUUGCUUUCUUAUUGUCACUUUCAUGGCUGCCCAUUUCCCUUUACUUCACGCCACUUCAGUCAAAUUUCGCACAAACGCCAUCUUCGGCUCACCGUCGUCGGCUAAACUGAAUGGGACGGUGAAGUUUCGUACGGUGACGUGCUGUUCUUCAAAUGGGAGGGAGCGUGAGCCGGGAGAUGGUGCAGUGAAGAGAGUGGAGCGGCUUCUUGAAGAGAAACGGAGGGCUGAGUUGUCUGCUCGGAUUGCUUCUGGAGAAUUUACAGUAGAGUCAUCUGGUUUUCCAUCAGUACUGAAGAAUGGUUUGUCGAAAUUGGGUGUUCCUCGUGAAAUUUUGGGAGUUCUAUUUGAUUGGAUUGAUGCUAAUGAAGACUAUCCAAAGAUCCCGGAAGCAAAAGGGCAGAUUAGUGCUAUCCGAAGUGAGGCAUUCUUCAUUCCCUUGUAUGAGCUUUACCUCACAUAUGGUGGAAUUUUCAGGUUGACAUUUGGACCAAAGUCCUUUUUGAUUGUAUCUGAUCCUUCCAUUGCUAAACAUAUAUUGAAAGACAAUUCGAAGUCAUACUCAAAGGGUAUUUUGGCCGAGAUUCUAGAUUUUGUCAUGGGCAAGGGACUGAUCCCUGCAGAUGGGGAGAUAUGGCGUGUUCGACGUCGUGCCAUAGUCCCAGCAUUGCAUCAAAAGUAUGUGGCAGCUAUGAUUAGCCUGUUUGGGGAAGCAACAGAUAGGCUUUGCAAGAAACUGGAUGCUGCUGCAUCUGAUGGAGAAGACGUUGAGAUGGAAUCUCUUUUCUCCCGUUUGACAUUGGACAUAAUUGGCAAGGCAGUAUUCAAUUAUGAUUUUGAUUCACUAACAAAUGAUGCUGGGAUAGUUGAGGCUGUUUAUACGGUUCUGAGAGAAGCAGAAGAUAGAAGUGUUUCACCAAUACCAGUCUGGGAGAUCCCAAUUUGGAAAGAUGUUUCACCACGGCUAAGGAAAGUCAACACAGCCCUCAAAUUGAUUAAUGAUACACUUGAUGACCUAAUUGCAAUAUGCAAGAGAAUGGUUGAUGAAGAGGAGCUACAAUUUGGUGAGGAGUACAUGAAUGAACAAGAUCCCAGUAUUCUCCACUUUCUCUUGGCUUCAGGAGAUGAUGUUUCUAGCAAGCAACUCCGUGAUGACUUGAUGACAAUGCUUAUAGCUGGGCAUGAAACAUCAGCUGCAGUUUUAACAUGGACCUUUUAUCUCCUAUCCAAGGAACCUGCUGUGGUGUCAAAGCUCCAGGAUGAGGUUGAUUCUGUUUUAGGAGAUCGAUUUCCAACCAUUGAAGACAUGAAGAAACUUAAGUACACAAAUCGAGUAAUUAAUGAAUCCUUAAGGCUCUACCCGCAGCCACCUGUCUUAAUUCGUCGUUCUCUUGAGAAUGACACACUCGGGAAGUAUCCUAUAAAAAGGGGUGAGGAUAUCUUUAUUUCUCUUUGGAACCUUCAUCGUAGUCCUCAUCUUUGGGAUGAUGCCGAUAAAUUUAAUCCAGAAAGAUGGCCUCUAGAUGGACCCAAUCCAAAUGAAACAAACCAAAAUUUCCGUUACUUGCCCUUCGGUGGAGGACCACGGAAAUGCAUAGGCGAUAUGUUUGCUUCAUUUGAGACAGUUGUAGCAGUCGCGAUGCUUGUUCGGCGAUUUAACUUUCAAAUAGCUCUUGGAGCUCCUGCAGUUAAGAUGACCACCGGGGCAACAAUCCACACGACGGAGGGAUUAAAGAUGACGGUAACACGAAGAAUAAAACCCCCCAUAAUGCCAAUACUGAAAGAAGAUGCAACAGUCAGCUCUUCCAAAGGGGAAACAACAAAACAAGAUAACAAAAGUGAGAUUUCUCCUGCUCAUUCCAACUAACUAUAGCCUUGCUACAUUUUUAGCAUACAGCACAAGAAACAUAAUCUUGGGAACCCGAAACAAAAAGGAAAAAAAAAAAAAAAAA